GAAGAAGGCGGCGGCUGAGGCGGUUCGCGAGGUUCCAGAGUAGCAGUCGGUGCCGCCAGGUGCCAUGGGCCCGGCUGAGGCGCAUUGAGGGGACGUGGGGCUGGACCAUGGCUGGCGCUCGGGCCGCCGCCGCCGCCUCGGCAGGGUCCUCAGCCUCUUCAGGCAACCCACCGCCUCAGGAGCCGGGGCUCGGGGAGCUGCUAGAAGAGUUCUCCCGGACUCAGUACCGGGCCAAGGACGGCAGCGGGACGAGCGGUUCUAAGGUUGAGCGCAUUGAGAAGAGAUGUCUGGAGCUGUUUGGCCGAGACUACUGUUUCAGCGUGAUUCCAAAUGUGAAUGGGGAUAUCUGUGGUCACUAUCCCCGACACAUCGUGUUCCUGGAGUAUGAGAGUUCUGAGAAGGAGAAAGACACGUUUCAGAGCACUGUGCAAGUGAGCAAGCUGCAAGACCUCAUCAAUCGCAGCAAGAUGGCCAGGUGCAGAGGACGGUUCGUCUGCCCAGUAAUCUUGUUCAAAGGCAAGCACAUUUGCAGGUCAGCCACGCUGGCUGGAUGGGGGGAGCUCUAUGGACGCUCUGGCUACAACUAUUUUUUCUCAGGGGGUGCAGAUGAUGCCUGGGCAGAUGUGGAGGACGUCACAGAAGAGGAUUGUGCUCUUCGAAGUGGGGACAUGCAUCUUUUUGAUAAGGUCAGAGGCUAUGACAUCAGGUUACUUCGGUACUUGUCAGUCAAGUACAUCUGUGAUCUAAUGGUGGAGAACAAGAAGGUGAAAUUUGGUAUGAAUGUAACCUCCUCCGAGAAGGUGGACAAAGCCCAGCGGUAUGCCGACUUCACUCUCCUCUCCAUCCCGUAUCCAGGCUGUGAAUUUUUCAAGGAAUAUAAGGAUCGGGAUUACAUGGCCGAAGGGCUCAUAUUUAACUGGAAGCAGAGUUGGGACCUGGUGCAACAGACACAAAACUACCUGAAAUUGCUGCUCUCCAUAGUCAACAGUGAUGAUGACAGCGGGCUGCUGGUGCACUGUAUCUCAGGCUGGGAUCGGACCCCCCUCUUCAUCUCUCUCCUGCGCCUUUCCUUGUGGGCUGAUGGGCUCAUCCACACGUCUCUGAAGCCUGCUGAGAUCCUCUACCUAACUGUGGCCUAUGACUGGUUCCUCUUUGGGCACAUGUUGGUAGAUCGGCUCAGCAAAGGAGAGGAGAUUUUCUUCUUCUGCUUCAAUUUUUUGAAGCAUAUCACCUCCGAGGAGUUCUCUGCUCUGAAGACUCAGAGGAGGAAGAGUUUGCCAGCCCGGGACGCAGGCUUCACUGUGGAAGACAUCUGCAUGCUGAGACGAAGGGACCGUGGCAGCACCACCAGCCUUGGCAGUGACUUCUCCCUAGUCAUGGAGAGCUCCCCAGGAGCCGCAGGGAGCUUCACCUAUGAGGCCAUGGAGCUGAUUCCAGCAGGAGCACAGACUCAGGCAGCUUGGAGGAAGAAUCACUCGUCCUCUCCACAGAGUGUGCUCUGGAACCGGCCACAGCCCUCCGAGGACCGCCUGCCUUCCCACCCGGGGCUGGUUGAAGCCAAGUCUUCCAGCUCCUCAUCUUCAAACCAUUCUGACAACUUCUUCAGGAUGGGUAGCAGUCCGCUGGAAGUCCCCAAACCCAGAUCAGUGGACCAUCCCCUGCCCGGAUCCUCUCUCUCCACAGACUUUGGCAGCUGGCAGAUGGUAACGGGCUGUGGCAGUAUUCAGGAACGGGCUGUCCUGCACACAGACUCCUCUCUCCCUUUCAGCUUCCCGGAUGAGCUCCCUAACAGUUGUCUGCUUGCAGCUCUGAGUGCCCGGGAGACGCGGCUGCAGGAGGUGCGUUCAGCCUUCUUGGCCGCAUACAGCAGCACAGUGGGGCUUCGGGCAGCAGCCCCCAGUCCCUCUGGGGCCAUUGGGGGCCUGCUGGAACAGUUUGCCCGUGGUGUGGGACUGCGGGGCACCAGCACCAACACCCUGUGAAGCAGCCAGCCCACACGUUUCCUGCUCCUCUCUCAGCUGAGCCCUUAGUGGAAUCAAAGCCAUGCCUGGCCAAGGGGUCCUGUGAGGUUGGGAGAAAAUCUCACACCCCCUCUCCAUCACAUGCACAGCAGUCCCAAAACUGAGCAGGGCCAAGGACAGGGUUUUCCAGCUCUCAGCUACCUGACAUGACCACCACCCCAUCUAGUCACUGCCUCCCACCCACCGGGUCUUGGCCAGAAUUCCCAUCAACUCUCGGAACUGCGUGGGUCUCCCUGGGGCCUGUGGAGGCCAUGACUUCAUAGGGGAUACCACCCUAAGUUGUCCCCUGGGGAGGAGGGGCCACCUGCACUGAGAAUGAGGCUGUUUGACACAGAUCACAAAAUAAAAUCAGAGUCUUUGAACAGCCCUUGUCUUGCAUCCUCUUCCRGUUGCUCUCUUUGUAGAGUUGUUGGGAAUGUUCUCAGUGUAGAGAAACACCUCAUGUAGAAUGGAGGGGGGCCAGGUGGARAAAGAGGGGAACUAAAAACUUGGAUGUACCCUUAAAUCAUCUUUUUUAACCAAGUUAAAUGACAGUUUAAUGGCUAUGAUAACAGGCUAUGCCUGUAACAGCGCUGACAACAAGAUCAGCAAGUGACUAGUCUUCCCUCACUUGUAGC
Urocitellus parryii (Arctic ground squirrel) is the source of this 2638-nucleotide messenger RNA. It is a transcript of the gene Mtmr14, whose product is annotated as myotubularin related protein 14. The record is from RefSeq and is a predicted model, not a curated record. Lineage: Eukaryota; Metazoa; Chordata; Mammalia; Rodentia; Sciuridae. Gene Ontology annotation, biological process: dephosphorylation. Gene Ontology annotation, molecular function: phosphatidylinositol-3-phosphate phosphatase activity.